This is a messenger RNA of Schizophyllum commune H4-8, 737 nucleotides long. RefSeq names its product Trm112p-domain-containing protein. The transcript has 4 exons. The coding region runs from base 96 to 467 and encodes 123 amino acids. The record is from RefSeq and is a predicted model, not a curated record. Gene Ontology annotation, molecular function: protein heterodimerization activity. Gene Ontology annotation, biological process: peptidyl-glutamine methylation; rRNA (guanine-N7)-methylation; tRNA methylation. NCBI's taxonomy places the organism in Eukaryota, Fungi, Basidiomycota, Agaricomycetes, Agaricales, Schizophyllaceae.
UUCGCACCGUCACGUUCGGAUUAGGGAUCGUAUCGCCCCGCUCUGCUUGGCCCUUGUCAACUGUACCGCGUCAGAAAACACUCAACCGGUUCAUCAUGGUCCGCCUCAUCACCCACAACCUCCUCGCGUGCCAUGUGAAGGGCUGCACCUCGAAUAACUUCCCACUCCGGUUCAGCGAUGUACAGAUUGAGCUGCGAGAUGCGGAAUUCAAUCCUGACUUUCUGCGCGGAUUCCUUCCGAAGAUAGAGUGGCAAGCUCUGGUAGAUGCGGCAAAGGAGCUUGGGGAUACAUCGCUUCCGAAUGAGAUUCCUGAGAUGAUGGACGACGAGUUCUUGCAGGCGCUGCACCAUGUCUUACUAGAGAUCCACGUCGAGGAAGGCGUUAUGACCUGCCCAAAUUGUGGCCACAAAUAUCCGAUAUCAAACGGGAUACCGAACAUGCUUCUCGCGGAGAACGAAAUCGCAUAGCGCGUAGAUAUGCGCGCGCUGGCUGGCAUCAGUGUCAACGCGAGCGCUGUGGUUGAUUUACUCGGGAUCUUCGUAUAGUGCGCGAUCUUCGCUCACUUAUCACGCGCUAUGGUGCGGACGAACAUCGAUUCACCCGGAAAAGUAGUAACGAUACAUGUAUAUAGUCCUACAUAAUUCGCUUUCGACUCUUCACGUGUCCAUGCUACCCUCCUACCUCUCACCCCUUAGCAAUGCGUUCACUUUGUCCAACACCUCCUUGUCCGCCUCUCC